Messenger RNA from Elgaria multicarinata webbii, 3329 nucleotides. It is a transcript of the gene ADGRD2, whose product is annotated as adhesion G protein-coupled receptor D2. Gene Ontology annotation, cellular component: plasma membrane. The record is from RefSeq and is a predicted model, not a curated record. Gene Ontology annotation, biological process: adenylate cyclase-activating G protein-coupled receptor signaling pathway; cell surface receptor signaling pathway. Bases 57 to 3257 code for a protein of 1066 amino acids. Lineage: Eukaryota; Metazoa; Chordata; Lepidosauria; Squamata; Anguidae. Gene Ontology annotation, molecular function: G protein-coupled receptor activity. The transcript has 26 exons.
CUGGGAACACGGCUGCUCUUGCAUCUUUUCCACAUUCCCCCGGCUUACCCACGAGAAUGAAAGCUUGUGAGCUGAUGAUGGGCACGGUGUGCAGGUGCUGGAUGAGCUGCGGCUUGCUCCUGGGCGCCCUGGUUGGUGUUCCCUUGAGAAACUCUUUGGGCUUCACGAUACCUGCUGGAAAUCAUACCACAGCAGGUUUUGGCUCCAUCCCUCUGGUCCUCGAGACGUCGGGAGAGAUGUACGAGUACGUGUCCUCGCCUCUGGAUUGGUGGCACGCGGAUGCAUACUGCCGGCAGCGCUUCGCUCAGCUGCCCUCUGAGGCCUGGGACAACGAGCUGGCUGCUCUCAGCAAAAAGCUGCACUCCCACCAAGUCCAGGGUGCCCUAUGGGUCAACGGUGAGGAGGUGUUCCUGCAGAAGCCCAAGCCAAGACGUCCUCACACAACACUGGUCCUGGUGUUCAAGGACAAAACGGACACCAAGUUUGUGAAGGUGCUGUCCAAUUUCCCGGCGAUGUCAGCGGUGAGCGCUUGUGCCCAUGUCCAGUGGGACCCUGGGGCUUUGGAGAUCUCCACUGUCUUCUCCUACGCUGUCCCGGCGUUCAUCAACGAGUUCCAGCUACGGGGCUUUGUCGACCAGGACGGCUUCGUUCGCUUUGCCGUCAUCCUGCAUGGACAUCACUCCCCGUACUUGCCGGUGUUCCGGGCUGAUGGACGGUGGCACCACUUCUGCGUCACUUGGCAGCAGCACGAAGGGACGUGGGCUAUGUACGCCGAUGGGAAGGAGAAGGCCUCAGCUGUGGGUCUCUCGGCCUCCCAGGCCGUUGGUGGUCAUGGCACCUUCAUCAUUGGGCAGGACCAAGACUCCUUGGGUGGCGCCUUCAAGGAGAAAGAGUCCUUCAGUGGAAACCUCACUGGACUCCACGUUUGGCAGAGAGUCCUCAGCAGGGAACAGGUGGAGAAAGUGCGUUCCUGCAUGCCCAUUGCGGAAGGGGUGGUGUUCGCCUGGAACGGCGACAUCCUAGAAGUAGAGCCAAGCGUCCAGCAGGCCACAGUGCAGCUCACCUGUCCAGGGCCUGUGGAAGAAUGCCGUGUGUUUAAGGCGAACUCUGGAAGCCUCGCUGAUGCUGCCUGCCUGCAGGAACUCACCUUUGUGUGCCGCUACAAGAAAGAUCUUUACUUCUGGCUGAAGAAAAUGCAGUCAGGAUCCGUCCCGCCGCUCAUCACUCAGGUUAACGCGCGGGCGAAUGCCACGGUGAUCCCUGCAAGCGUCUUCCAGGCAGAGGGCCAAGCCGUGAAUGUUUCAGCAGCCGCUGAUUUCCUGGGGGUCGUGGAGACGGUCCUCUCGGAUGCUGAGAUGCCUCCUCUGAAUGCGGCCGCCCUCCUGGGUGUCUUCCAGCUGCUGAAAGAGGUCUCGGUCAUGGAAGUCGACGAACCAGAGCAACUGGUGGCGCUAGAACAGCUGGGACGGCGCUAUGUGGAAGUUGCUGGGAUCCUCUUGAAGGAAGAGAACACCCAGGAAUGGUCUGAGAUCAAACCGAUCAUCGGUGGACCCAUGGCAGUUGUGGAAAAUGUGGACAAGAUGGCAUCCAGCCUCCAUCAGCUCCUGAGCACAGAUCGGCCAAAAGUCACCAUCCAGAGUAAGAAUAUCGGCGUCGAAGUGCGGCGUGUGGAACUCGGCACGCUGGCAGCUGGCAGCGCUGCGUACGUGAUGGUGAACCAGCAGCGAGACCAACCUGACCAGAUUGAGGUUCCAGCAGAGGAAGUGGAGAGGCUGAGAGUGAGAGGCCUCCGCCAAAUCACCGUCACAAACACCUGGUACAGCCAUGGUUCCCUACAGCGCCUUCUUGCGGGCGGCAGUGCCGUGUUCGAGGAUGCGGCUGUGUCGGACGGAGGCAGGAGGUACCUGAGCACCCAGGUGGGUUCCUCUAUCAUCUCCUCCACUCUGGUCAGCGACUAUGAGGAAAUCAGCACAGCCGUGCGUUACCGUCUCCGGCACCAGGCCCAGGCGCUGUCAGACCAGCUCGUGGAACCCGUCUGUGCCUUCUGGAACUUCAGCAGGAGCCCCGAAGGAGGCGGAGCCUGGUCCACGGCAGGCUGCUCGGUCAUCGCCUCCCACGUGGACUUGACCGCCUGCUCCUGCAACCACACCACCAACUUCGCAGUGCUGCUACAAGUCUACGAGGUGCAGAGGAGCGCAGAGGAGGAGUCGACCUUGAAGACCCUGACCUUCGUGGGCUGCGGUGUUUCGUUCUGUGCCCUGAUCGUCACCUUCGUCCUCUUCCUGGCAGUCGGCGUCCCCAAGAGCGAGCGGACCACGGUGCACAAGAACCUGAUCUUUGCCUUGGCAGCAGCAGAAGCACUGCUCAUGUUCAGCGAAUUGGCCAAAACCAACCAGGGAGUGUGUUUUGCCGUCACGGCUUUCCUGCAUCUGUUCUUCAUGGCUGCCUUUGCCUGGAUGCUCGUGGAAGGGCUCCUCUUGUGGAGCAAAGUGGUAGCCGUCAACAUGAGUGAGGAUCGCCGGAUGCGGUUUUACUACGUGACCGGAUGGGGACUGCCCGUCGUCAUUGUCGGCGUGACCCUGGCCACGUCGUUCAACAAGUAUGUGGCAGACAACCACUGUUGGCUGAAUGUGCAAACAGACAUCAUCUGGGCCUUUGUGGGACCCGUCCUCUUUGUCCUGACGGUGAACACAUUUGUGCUUUUCCGGGUGGUGAUGGUGACGGUGUCCAGUGCACGGCGGCGCUCGAGGAUGCUGACCCCCAACAGCAGCCUGGAGAAGCAGAUUGGCAUCCAGAUCUGGGCAACUGCCAAACCUGUCCUGGUUCUUCUGCCUGUCCUAGGUCUGACUUGGGUGUGUGGCAUCCUUGUGCACCUCAACAUCACAUGGGCCUACAUCUUCAUUGUGCUGAACUCCCUCCAGGGUCUCUACAUAUUCCUGGUCUAUGCAAUCUACAACAGCGAGGUGAGGAACGCCAUCCAACGGAUGAAGGAGAAGAAGAAGGCCCUCUCCUUCACGAACUGUUCCCAUCCCAUCAAUUAUCUAUCUAGUCCAAGGAACACCUCCUGGGAAAUGGGGAAAUUCGGCCCUUCCACUCCGGAGACCACGGCGUCACCCUCCGCAGAGAAGGACACGGCAAGCAAGAACGCAAAUGGCAAAGGCAACUUCAGCACCAAAAUUCCAAUGGGACUUUCUUCAAUUAUGUCGCCGGAACGGCCGGCUGUGCAACUGACCGCAUUCAAAUCUUCAGGUUUAUGAAAAGAGCAGAUCUCCACCUCGUGAGGAUUCAAGGAUCGAAGCACAAGAAGACGGCAGAAGCAGAAGGGUCAC